AUGCGCCAAUUUGUGAAUCCGAAAACGUUUGGACGACCGACGAUUGGCUUGGCGCUGUUUGGUUGCAAGAAUCGCCCCUUCUACCAACUUUGUGUUUUUCCGGAUCGAGCUUUGGGAAGAAGAUACGAAGGAACCCUCAUUGAACAGAUUGGUUCCUUUGAUCCGUUACCGAAUCAACAAAACGAGAAGCUCGUCGCGUUGAAUAUUGGACGAAUCAAGUAUUGGAUUGGUGAGAGAAACGCCCAUAUCUCUGUACCAGUUUUGGAGUUGCUAGGUCUAUCCGGCCUAUUCCCUAUUCACCCAAAGACCUACAUUAGAGCAAGGACCUUUAUCAUGAUUCAACUAUUGAUUCGACUAUUGAUUCUAUUAUUUUUUUCUACCGUAUCUUCAAAUGACCAGUGUUACAAUGAUCUCACAAUUCUUUAUGAGGAGAGAAAUUUGACUAUCGAGGAUAAAACGCGUUAUUAUAUUGAAAAGGAUACGCUCAGAUGUUAUAAAAAACACGAGGGGCUGAAAUCAGAGCAAUCAGACGAUCCAUCAGCUUGUCCAUCAACUCUUGCAACGAUCAAUGUUUCACCGAAGCGAAUAAUCCCAGAAGAUCGGCUACAACUUCCAUGGAUGACGGCAAAUAUCACAGUUGAUGUUAUGGAGGAAUUUCAAUGGGUUGUCCUUCAAUUCGAGUGUUUACAAGCAUCCGAUAUCGAAGAUGGAUAUUGUCAUAAGAAAUCGAGCCUUGUUCACUAUGACGGUAAAACGAUUCAACCAUGUCGAUUCCUGAAUCUGAACGGAUCAAAACCAAUUUUUCCUCUCCUUUUUUCGUACAAUUGCUUCCGUAUUUUUGGGUUUUCUCAAUAUCGAGUCAAUGUUACUUUUUAUCCACAAAACUGUCGAACAACAGUCCUUUUCACAUUACCAUCAAUUGGAGAUAUCUAUCCAGAGAUCAUGCAGUUUUACCACAAUCAGAACAUAACCUACGAUCAACAAGCCGAAUGGUCUCCUCUUCUUAUCGUCGAUUCGACUCCAGUUGACGGGGUUUGGUUUCGUUUCGCGACACCGCAGAACUACACAUGGAGAGAAAUGAGAAUAUCGAUUGCUGAACGAUCGGAUGACGAUAAAAUAUUGGGGAUUGUUAAGGAAUUCGUUGUACCCAAUCCAGCAACCGGCAUCAAAUGGGAAUCGGCUCCAAAGGGGAGUUAUUCUGCAAUUGCGUACAUUCAACGACACGAUUGUUUGCUCAUUUGCAAUAAUGCGCCGAAUUGUCGAGUUUGUUCACAUACACCGAUCAAUUUCACUUUGGACGAGAAUAAGGGAAGCGUUUCAUGGAAAACUCUUCGAGCUGUUCGAGAUGCCGGCAUUUAUGUGAUUCUAAUAUUGCUUGGUAUUGUGGUCAGUGUUGGAGUUGGUGGAUUUGCUGUCUUAAACUACAUUCGUCGAAGAAAUAUCAAGAAUCCACUUAGUUAUGAAUUGACGGAAAGACCGAAAGUGUUGAUGAUUUUCGCGGAUGAUUGUCAAGAACAUACCGAUGUUGUGCUUCAAUUGGCUGCAUCUCUUGAGAAAUUGGCAAAUGGGCGGGUAUUGGUUGAUCAAGAAGAGUUAUUGGUAUCAGGCGAAAAACCCUCCCGUUGGCUCCUUUCAUCUCUAUCUUCUUCUUCAAAAGUUCUCAUUGUUGUUUCACCAUCUGUGCCAUUUCUGCUCGAGAAUGAGAAUUUGACUCCAUCAAAAUCUCUCAUUCAACGUCGUCCAUUCCCCGAUCUCUUUCCAACGGCGAUCGAUAUGAUCACCAGUGAAAUCUCAAUGAAAAGCAAUCGUGACCGUUUUGCGAUCGUCCGUCUACCGUAUUCCCCGAUCACUCCACCGCAUUUGGCUUUACUUGGCUUACGAGGAUUUGAGGUGCCGACAGAUAUGAUGUCUUUGACUUCAUUCCUUCACGGUGUUCAAGCAACUUGUGUCUCCCAUCCACACGAAGAAGAAGAAAGACAACGAAUGCAAGAAGUGAUUGCAAAAUUCCUGGCAAUGUCCUCUAUGAAACCCGAUUGGUUGGAUGAACGACUUAUUGACAAAAAAUCCGACAUGACGAGCAUCGAAAUUGAAGAUAUUCCAUAUCAAAGAGAGACGAGUAAUCAUUCACUUAAGAAUUCCGAUGAAGGCCUCGGAUUGAUGGAACCCGCGGAAAGCGAUGAAGAGUUCGAUGAUCACAAUCAUCACCAAACGGCUCGAAUGCAAUUGAUCGAACCAAGUGAUUCAGAUACGGAG
Mesorhabditis belari is the source of this 2253-nucleotide messenger RNA. NCBI's taxonomy places the organism in Eukaryota, Metazoa, Nematoda, Chromadorea, Rhabditida, Rhabditidae. The record is from the annotation of a GenBank genome assembly.